Messenger RNA from Phycodurus eques (leafy seadragon), 667 nucleotides. Its product is annotated as arrestin domain-containing protein 3-like. The record is from RefSeq and is a predicted model, not a curated record. The transcript has 4 exons. The coding region runs from base 108 to 566 and encodes 152 amino acids. Lineage: Eukaryota; Metazoa; Chordata; Actinopteri; Syngnathiformes; Syngnathidae.
UCACUUCAACCAAACUGAUCUGUUUCUGCUUGGCUUUACCAGAGGCUUUAGUAAUUUGUACUUUUUUUUUUUUUUGUCAUGGAGUAAUUUAUAUUUAUUUCUGGAAAAUGCCCAUCAAAAAUUUCUCAAUUGAAUAUGACUCAAUCAACAGCAAAAACAUCUUCACAAACGGAGAUACAAUCACGGGAAGAAUCAUCGUGGAGGCCUCGAAAGAAACUUUAAUCCAAUCACUAACCUUCAUUGGAAAAGGAAGAGCAAAGGUUUCCUGGUAUGAAUAUUACAGCCAAUAUGAUCAUCGUUUCUACUGGUCCGAUGAGGAAUAUUAUGAGAUCAAGCAAUGUAUUUUGAGACAUGGUAAAGAAUCAGUCGGCAAAGGAAGAAAUGUGUUCCCCUUUUCCUUCAUGGUCCCUAACAGGAACCUCAGCAUGAUUGCACCAAUAAAAAACUCACAGUCUUUGGUUCUGGAAGUAUUGCGAUGGAUGUUCACACAAAAAGGAUGGGAUACCAACAAGGUGAAGCUCUCCAAAUCAAAGUGGCAAUUAAUAAUCAGUCAUCCCGUACCUUGAAGCCCAAAUUUGUAUUGUACGAAAAGCGGAGUUACUUUGCUCAAGGUAACAGGAACCUUUGCAUGCAGAAAAUCCUCAAGGAGAAACUUGUUAUUAUUGAG